This is a messenger RNA of Neolamprologus brichardi, 3131 nucleotides long. RefSeq names its product poliovirus receptor-like. The record is from RefSeq and is a predicted model, not a curated record. NCBI's taxonomy places the organism in Eukaryota, Metazoa, Chordata, Actinopteri, Cichliformes, Cichlidae. Gene Ontology annotation, cellular component: adherens junction. Gene Ontology annotation, biological process: homophilic cell-cell adhesion; heterophilic cell-cell adhesion.
CGGUUACGCUGUUUAAAAGACUCAACAGAAAGUUGCAUCCUUAAUUCAUCUCAUGUGUGAAAGUUUUUUUUUUAUUUCCGCCGCCCGCCCGCGGCCCACCCCUUCCCCCCUCUAUCUCCCGUGUCGCUGUUCGUAUCCAGCCAUUUUCAGCCCGCCUCGUUCUUUCUGUCUGCAAGACUCCCAAGAGAAUCAUCGGUCCUCUUUUAUUCUAACAUUUUUGGGCUGUGGACUUUUUUCUCCCGGAAGUUGGAAUGUGUAAAUAUUAUGAUUAGUGAACAGCAAUGAUUAGCGGAUGGAUGGAGCUGCUUCCUUUUGUGGCAGCUUCUGCCACAACAUACCGUCCAUAUGUGACUCUGCGCUACCACGUGUCCUUCUCAUGAUCGUGUCUCUUCUAUGUGCAGAUGUAGAAGCUCUCCAGGUGAUUGGUGGAAGUGUGACAGUGGAACAAGGAGGUACUGCGAUCUUAUCGUGCUAUGUCACUGGUACCAAUGAUGACCUGAUACAGAUUACCUGGCAGAGGAAGACGAGAGAAAAACCUCACAAUGACAAUUUCCUCACUAUCUUACCCAGAGAGGGAGUGCAGUUUGUCAAUGGAGGUGAUGAUCGAUUUAAAUAUAUCGGGAAUUUUAAUGACAAAAAUGGAACUCUCCAGUUUUCCAAUGUUGCCCUGAAGGAUGAAGGCAGCUACACGUGCAUCUUCACAUUGUUUCCCAGUGGAAAUCAGAAGACUGAGAUACCGCUAAACUUGCUGGUGCCUCCCUUCACAAACAUCAAGGACAAUCUUCCCACUUUGGGCACUGAAGAGGUUUUAUUUGCUACCUGCACGGCUGCUGGAUCGAAGCCUCCUGCAGAGGUGAGGUGGCUCACUGAUGCUUUGGGAGACAAAGUGAGGACGACAACAAACUCCACACAGUAUGAUAACGAUACAACUACUACAGUCAGCUCAUUGUUUGGUGUACCUAAGAGAGAGAUUAACGGUCAACAGGUCCAGUGUGUCAUCAGUGGUGACUCCCUGUCUACAGAUGAAAGUCUGCCCUUCACUAUACAGAUCUACUUUUCUCCCACAGAAGUGAACAUUAGCGUGAUUUCAGAGGACUCAUUCGAGUGUGUGACAGAAGCCAAACCAAAUGCAAACUUUAUCUGGAGCAGAUCUGGCCAGUCUUUGCUGGAGUCUUCUGUCAAAGUAGAUGGUGCAAAGCUACAACUGCUGAGCCUGACCCCUGAUCUGAAUGGCCUUUAUCAGUGUGAAGCAUCUAAUGCAUAUGGAAGUAAACGUGGUCAGCUCUACGUGCAUGUGGCAUCAGGAGCGUGCUCUGUUGCAUGGGCCUUAUUUGGUGUUUUGAUUUUCCUGAACAUCGUUGGGGCUGCAGUAUGGUACUUUUAUACACAAGAUCAAAGGCAUAGGUUUACACUUUUUUGGCGGCGUGUCCCAACAAAUGAAUCAGCUGGUGACAGUGCAGCUCAGCAAGAACAACGUCAGACGGAGCAAUCUCCCUGACAGCUGUGGAAGCAAAGGAUGGACUAUAUCUGUACUGAAAGCUCGACCAACAUGACAUUCUCAAGUCAGCUGGUAAAUGAACAGAUGAAGAACCGGUGGACAUACUUGGUGUUCGUUUAUCUCUCUGCCCCCUUUUUGUUUAUCAUCUCUUAGUUUUUAAUGAAGUUUAUUUAUAGCUUUCUUGUCACUACUACCACAGCAUUUAGGGUGUACAUACCAACUCUGGCUAAUAUGAAUGGCAGUUUUACUCUGACUGUUCACAGAAGGUAACUGUUCUUUCUGUUCUUCAUCUCCUGAUAACACAAGCCGUUAAGCUACUGAGGAUAACAACCCACAGGGCCUCUAUUUGAAACAAUGUUAUCAGUGUUAUCAGUACACCGCAGAGACCGUAAGGUUCAGACAGCACAAACAGUCAAGCGAAGCAUACUGUCUGAAUACCUUGUAAUUCCAACCAGUAAGAUUACCACAUAGUAUAUAAUACUUGAGUAAUACAGCCCCACCCUUGUUUGUACAUGGGGGCGAAAGCAGAUGUUUUGCUCGGAUAACCUAACGUAAAGCAACAUACAAGGAAAUUUGAAAGAGGAAAAAAAAUCUUUAAAAAGGUUAGAAUGAGACUUUUUUUUACUGUGUUGAAUCAUAGGGUUUUUCUUUGUUUUUUAAGAUUAAUUUUAAGAAAAUUAAAGCUCUUCACCCUGCUGAAAUCCUUUCCUUUAACUGUAAAAAGUAACACGUUGCAGCAUUUUCCAGGAGAGAGCAGCUUUCCUGGAAAAUGAAAGCUACACUUUUGUUUUCCAGGAAAGCUGGAAAAUUUGGUUUCUCUCAUCAAUCAUUAAUCGUAAUCGGUGUAUUUACUAAGAUUGGAUGUUGCAGUCUUUGUGAUCUGUCUCAUGUUUCCUGUUUUACUUUGACAGUCCCUGUCCUAUGUAAAUGUUUUCAGUUUUGCUUCCCCUUCGUCUUGUAAUGCUUCAUUACUCCCAGCUGUGCUCUCCUCCUUUGUCCCGUUCCCUCGUUCCCCCUCUGUGUAUUUAAGCCCUGUGUUUUCCUUGUUCUGUGUUGUGUUGUACCCUCACCGUGCUGUGUUUUCGUCUCUCUGUUUCUGGUAGCAUUCUAGUUCUCUGUUAGCAGUUUUGUUUCCUAGUUCCCCGGUUUUUCUAGUUAGUGCUUCGUGCUUUGAGUUUCUAGUUUUAGUUUCCUUGAAUUCAUAUUCAAGUUUCCAAGUUUCAGUCUCCAAGUCCAGCAUUUGAGUCCUACAUCCUGCUGCACACAGCACACCUUGACAACGUAUUGUUAUUAGUUUGCCCUUUGAUGUUAUCUUCCUAUUUUCCUUAUCUUCACUCCCUGUCAUAAUGCGCAGUGUGAGGAAUGAUUUAAAAAAGGAACUGAUAAGCAAAGGUUAACAGUUAAAUUCAGGCACAGAUCCAAAGUAAGCAUAGGGUAAUUGAUACAGAGGUAAAAGCAAAGAUUUGUCCAGGUGUAGGAAAGAAGUAUUCCCUACAUCCCCCUUCAUGAAUCACCACCUUAUCACGGUGAAGGGGUUUGCGUGUCCUUCUGAUCCCAGGAGCUAUGUUGUCGGGGACAGUUUGUCCCUGGUAGGGUCUCCCUAGGUAAAUUGGUCAUGGGUAAAGGGCCAGAC